GUCGAUGCUUCGCCUGUUCUUCUUCUUUCUCUCCUUUUUAUAUACCGUGUCGUUGAGAACUUGUACAUUAGCGGUGCGGGUGACCUGGGCCUCCUCUGUCCUCGAUUCCAUUAUCUUCUUUCUCCCUUCCUGUUCCGUCGAGUCGCGUGGGUGCGGGCGUUGGUUGACAUGUCGUCGCCGAGGGGACCGAAGGCCUGUGGCGGAGGAGCUGCAGACCGGCAGAUCCAUGUCCUCGCUGUGGACGAUAGCUCGGUCGACCGGGCGGUGAUCGCAAGGCUUCUUCGGAGCUCCAAGUACAGAGUCACGACUGUAGAUAGCGGAAAGAAAGCACUGGAGCUUCUGGGACUGCAGGAACCAAAUGUAAACAUGAUUAUUACGGACUACUGGAUGCCGGAGAUGACAGGGUAUGAACUUCUCAAGAUAGUCAAGGAAUCAUCCGAGCUGCGAGAAAUCCCCGUGGUUAUAAUGUCUUCGGAGAACGUUCCCAAUAGAAUCAAUAGGUGUUUGGAGGAAGGAGCGGAGGAUUUCUUGCUCAAGCCCGUCCGCCCAUCCGAUGUGGCUCGGCUGUGCAAUCGGAUGCGAUAGCAGCCGACAAUGGAAGCGGUGAAGGAGAAGAAAUGGACCCUCGAAACUCCUCUUGAUCAAUUUUUUUGUUGUUUUGACGAAUGUAUACCAUGUUCUGCAAUUCUUUUUUGACUUGGUUUUUUGGACAUUGGAAUGUGAAAACAGAAGCUAGAUAGUUGAAGAUUAGGGAGAAAAGAGGGGGGGAAAAUAGAGAGAGAUCCUCAUCCAGUGUCUCUCAACUUCUCAUAUUUUGGCCCAUUCAGAUGUAGUUGAAUUUAAUUGUAGU
Molecule: messenger RNA, 850 nt
Organism: Musa acuminata AAA Group (dessert banana)
Lineage: Eukaryota; Viridiplantae; Streptophyta; Magnoliopsida; Zingiberales; Musaceae
Product: two-component response regulator ORR5-like
Exons: 5
Coding region: 169-585 (138 amino acids)
Biological process (GO): cytokinin-activated signaling pathway; phosphorelay signal transduction system
Source: RefSeq, a predicted model, not a curated record